UUCUAGAUCUCCAAUAUACCAUAUAGUGGGACUGAUCCACCGUGGAAGGGAAUCAAUCCGAUCUGAUCUUAUCGAUAACGAUCAUCGAUCCGCCACUCAGCCCCUGUGACGUAUUUGGCCUCCGAAAUUCUUGAACAAGAUGGCUACUGCUACUACCACUGAGUAUCGACGUCAGAAAAUAGAGUAUUCGGUGGACAAGCCGCUGAACAAGGAGCCUCCUGUGAAGAAACUCAUAUCGAGCUUCAUUACUCCCGAAGACGCCGCUUACGAUCGCAACCAUGGCCCUAUUCCGCAUCUUGCAGGGGAGAAACACCGCGUUGUAGUUGAUGGGAUCGUAUCGCGCCCCCUUUCACUCUCUAUGGACGACCUCCGGACCAAAUAUCCCCAGCAUGAGGUCAUUUGCGCUUUACAAUGUGCCGGAAACCGACGUCACACUAUGCGGACUCUCCUGAAGGAAGUCGAAGGAAUCGAUUGGAUGGACGCUGCAGUGAUGAAUUGCAAAUGGAAAGGUCCGCGUCUGAGAGAUAUACUGAACGCUGCUGGCGUGAGAAGCAUAGUAAAGCCUGCAAAAGGAGCGAAGAGCGGUUUGCAUGUUGCGUUUUCGUGCUAUGCGGUCCAAUGCCAGAAUGACGAUUGGUUUGGCGGCAGUAUUGACCUGGAUACAUGUCUGAGUUUAGAUGCGGAGGUUAUUUUGGCCCUGGAGAUGAACGAUAAACCACUAUCUCCAAAGCAUGGUUAUCCCGUUCGAGUCGUCAUUCCAGGUGUUGCAGGUGCCCGAUGGGUCAAAUGGCUCGACCGAAUUACUGUACAGCAGGAGGAAUCGUCAAACUUCUACGAACAGCACGACUACAAGAUCCUCCCUCCUGAGGUAGUUGAUUCGAAAAUCGCAGAGAAAUAUUGGAACAAAGUCCCGCCCAUGACUGAUAUGCCUAUCAACUCUGUCAUCGCUGUUCCAGAUGACAAUGAGACUGUCAGUCUUUCUCCAUCCGGAACUAUUGAAGUCAGAGGCUACGCUGUUCCGCGAGGCGAUCAAGGACCCGUCACACGUGUAGAAGUUUCGACAGAUGAUGGCAAAUCAUGGAGUGAAGCCGAGAUCCAAAGCAAGCAUGUGAAUAAGUGGUCCUGGGUGCUCUGGAAAGCAUCAAUCCGUAUUGAAAAAGGGCGUGGAAAACAGAUUCUAAGCAGAGCCACUGAUGCAGGAGGGAAUACGCAACAAAAACAUUCACAGUGGAAUUUGCGGGGCGUGGGGUAUAAUGGGUAUGGAGUAUCUAGGAAUUUGACCAUCGUAUGAACUGUUUGGCUUUGUUACCUUUCAGAGCAUGGUGUCUGCGUGAGGAAGUCUUUUGAGUAUUCUUACACUUCAUCCACAGCAUGUUGCAAGGGAGCUGGUAAUCAGAACUUAUGGAAGCUAGCCGCAUUAACUGAAUCGUAUCUUUCUACAAAGUAAAACUAGCAUCGAAGUUGCAGUGCAGACCCCCAACCUAGGAAUCUCUGUGAAUAUCUAGUUUUUAUUCAAACAUCAAUGAUGCGGAAUCUGGUAUUCCCACAAAUGAAGCAAUGAAUAUCCAGCAGUGAAAGAGA
Molecule: messenger RNA, 1581 nt
Organism: Paecilomyces variotii
Lineage: Eukaryota; Fungi; Ascomycota; Eurotiomycetes; Eurotiales; Thermoascaceae
Product: sulfite oxidase, molybdopterin-binding component
Exons: 5
Coding region: 140-1291 (383 amino acids)
Cellular component (GO): mitochondrion
Molecular function (GO): oxidoreductase activity; molybdenum ion binding
Source: RefSeq, a predicted model, not a curated record